AUGGCGGAUGAGAAUGUCCUCAAGAAGGUGCACAACCUAAGCGACAUAGAGCUUGCUGCUCUGCUGUCGUUGAUGAGCAGGGAGCACUGCUUGAUCAGCACUCCGCCGGAUGCCCUCGACGACUUGAUUGAAGAGUUGCUACUCAUAUCGACCAAAACCUUCGGUCUUAAGCCCGCCGUCGUCGACUGCACGCCGAACACUACCCUCGACGAGUUCGCGACCUCGUUGCUCCUCCACCCACCAUCUGCAGGUCCGCGGUCCAACUCACCAUACCUCACCCGCCAUGGAGAGUCCUACUUCCACCAGCAGCCAGGCCACCCGAAAGGAGCGGCAGCCGCGCCUACACCACUGAGUCCGAGCGUGCCCACGGCGAACAUCGCCAACGUAGUGCUCGCCAAGAACCUCGACCGGGCACCCAGGGCUGUGCAAAUCCAGGCGCUCGAACUGCUCCGCACGAAGCGCAUCUUCACGCGCACCAGCGUGCAGAUGGCCCCGAAGCAGUUCCUCUUCGUGGCAGUCCUCGGCGCCGACUCUGGCGGCCAGGCCCGCGUCACGCCGCACCUGAACGACUUCUUCUACGUUGCACAUUGGCACGACUCGGAUGAUGGAUUUGCAAAUCUCGACGAAGAGUAUGGCACCGGUCGAGAAGAUUCCGACUUCGGCUCAGAGACAGCGAGCACCGAGAGUGUGGUGAAGAAAAGCUGGCACGGAGGCGAGGGAGCAGUCGAGCGGGAUGGUGGAGGUCUGAGCAAGCCGGUCUUCUCAGAGGGCGACAUUGCGUGCCUGGCCAAGAUGAGCCAGGAUGUGCAGAUUGAUGUGGAUGUGCUGCGAUAUCAAAUGAACAUCGUCUCGUUCCUGAGGAUGCACCGCGCUGUGGCCGGCGGGAUAACGCCAACAGCUACGAGGCAAUUCGAGCAGCUGAUGAAGUGUCUAGCUCCUCUGCAUAGACUGGACUAUGUCACACCUUCGCUGGUCGCUCUUGCGGCAAGGAAGAUCUACUUACACCGCAUCAAGAUUGUGAUGCCGGAAAAGGAGAGGAGUAUGCAAUGGGGAAGCGAACUCGCUGCCAUUGAAGCUUUGCUGGAAGACGUUGGACCGGAAGAGGUCAUCGAAGAUGUGCUUGGGAUGGUUCCCGCACCGGUCUAA
Molecule: messenger RNA, 1146 nt
Organism: Phaeoacremonium minimum UCRPA7
Lineage: Eukaryota; Fungi; Ascomycota; Sordariomycetes; Togniniales; Togniniaceae
Product: putative atpase associated with various cellular activities aaa_3 protein
Exons: 2
Coding region: 1-1146 (381 amino acids)
Source: RefSeq, a predicted model, not a curated record